Molecule: messenger RNA, 138 nt
Organism: Dentiscutata heterogama
Lineage: Eukaryota; Fungi; Glomeromycota; Glomeromycetes; Diversisporales; Gigasporaceae
Source: the annotation of a GenBank genome assembly
AUGACUAUUUCAUUCAUAUUAUCAUAUCGGAAAAAUUUUUCUAAACGUAAACCUUUUAAUGCAAUGAUUCCUGAUAGUUUGGACUUAGAGAAGGUUGACUGUGUUAGAAAACAAAAAUACAUAAAAGAAGCUUAUACA